Molecule: messenger RNA, 264 nt
Organism: Gamsiella multidivaricata
Lineage: Eukaryota; Fungi; Mortierellomycota; Mortierellomycetes; Mortierellales; Mortierellaceae
Exons: 2
Coding region: 1-264 (87 amino acids)
Source: RefSeq, a predicted model, not a curated record
AUGCUCAAAGGCGACGAGUUUUAUGACCGCUCUCCGGAUCUGACCUGGAGCAUCAGCGAUUUAUGCCGUGGCAUCACACCCGUCAGCCUUAUCAAGGAGUGGGGCAGCUCAGGCAGAGGCGGACAAGCGCCUGGUACAGGGCUUUUGCCAGCAGCUGGAGCUGACUCUGAUGGAGCGACUAGGUGGAUGCAAGUUUUUGAGGACAGUGGAUACUGGCUAAGGGAUGACCUUCGUGCACAACAGGCCAACAAUAAGGGUCCCUAA